AUGAUCGGCACAUCAUUCGGUGAAUGGAUCUUCAUCCGUUUAUCCAUCGCCUUCUUUCGCUACACGCCUCUCAUUUACAUCUUUCUCAUCUUAUUCCUCCCUCUCAUCCAACCUGUAUCCGUCGUCUUUCCAUUUGUACCAUACCUCCAACGGCUCAAACGGGAUGCAGACCACCCACCAGCGCUGUCGCGCCAAGACCGAAAAGCCCUAUUUGAGAGAUGUUUCGGGAACGUGCCGUCUUUGGAGAUUUAUCUGAGAUGGUGGUUCCUUGAUGCGGAUCCGAAGGAGAUACGGAGGGAGAAUGUAAGAGAGUUCAUGUUAUGGGCUUUCUUCGAAAGGUCCGAUGGUGCAGGGUUGGUGGAUGAAGGGGAGACGGUUGAGGAGGAAGUUGAACAUUAUCUGGGCCUUGUUGAACAACGACUUGGUCGAAAGUUCGAGAGAGGAUGGGGCAACGUCAAGAGUCUUCGUCUCACGAUUGAUGGUAUCACGACAACGUAUCGAAGUCUUGUUUGGUAUAUUAUCAUCUUCUUCGUUGAUCAGGCCACUCAUUUCGCCUUUCGCUGGCACGGAUUCGACUUCUAUCGCCGACCUCGCUCUUCUGCACUUCGUGUAUUCCCCCCACGGCCCCAAGAGCUGUUCCCUGGCCCCAAGUCUCCAUCCACACGGUUGAGUUACUGGCACCGCCCUCAUACAGCUGAAGACAAGCUCCCUGUUGUCUUCUUCCACGGUAUCGGAAUCGGAUUAUGGACAUAUGUUCGUUUUCUGGCAGGUCUUCAUAAGAUCGGUGAUGGCAAAGGAAGUAUUGGCGUCAUUGCCCUUGAGAUAUUACCCAUCUCAUUCCGCCUCACCCCAGCCAUUCUCGACAAAACCGAGUUCCUAGCUCAUAUGACAUCCAUCCUGGAACACCACUGCUGGCACAAAUUUGCUCUGGUGUCACAUUCCUACGGCUCCGUCCUAACAACUCACAUGCUCCACGAACCAGGCUUUCAACAUCGUGUGUCCUCGGUUGUCCUCAUCGAUCCUGUGACCAUCAUGCUACAUCUUCCCAACGUAGCGUAUAACUUUACUCGACGAAAGCCCAAGAGGGCGAAUGAAUGGCAACUGUGGUAUUUCGCUAGCACCGACCCAGGUGUUGCGCUUUGUCUGGGGAGACAUUUCUUCUGGCGGGAGAAUAUCCUCUGGAAGGAAGAUUUGUUGGGGACUCAAAGUGGCGGCCAUCAUGCAAGGCACGUUGCUGUUACGCUGUCUGGUCGCGACCUCAUAGUCGACACUACAGCAGUUGCAGAAUAUCUGGGAGUUGAUCUUGGUGCUGGUCGUAAUGGCGUGGUAGCGGAAUCGCACAAUGGCGUUGAAGUAGUUAUGUUUCCGAAACUGGACCACGCGCAGGUAUUUGAUGACCGUGCGAGUAGAGAGUCGGUGAUUCAGAUGGUUAGAUCGAGAUGCGAAAGUUAG
Messenger RNA from Fusarium redolens, 1452 nucleotides. RefSeq lists its product as uncharacterized. The transcript has 2 exons. Lineage: Eukaryota; Fungi; Ascomycota; Sordariomycetes; Hypocreales; Nectriaceae. The coding region runs from base 1 to 1452 and encodes 483 amino acids. The record is from RefSeq and is a predicted model, not a curated record.